Messenger RNA from Galeopterus variegatus (Sunda flying lemur), 5506 nucleotides. RefSeq names its product integrin, beta 4 (gene ITGB4). Gene Ontology annotation, cellular component: integrin complex; cell surface; membrane. The record is from RefSeq and is a predicted model, not a curated record. Bases 1 to 5190 code for a protein of 1729 amino acids. The transcript has 37 exons. Gene Ontology annotation, molecular function: integrin binding. Lineage: Eukaryota; Metazoa; Chordata; Mammalia; Dermoptera; Cynocephalidae. Gene Ontology annotation, biological process: cell migration; cell adhesion mediated by integrin; hemidesmosome assembly.
AUGGCAAGGCCGCGUCCCAGCCCGUGGGCAAGGCUGUUGCUGGCAGCCCUGCUGAGCGCCAGUCUCCCCGGGGACGUGGCAAACCGCUGCAAGAAAGCUCAGGUGAAGAGCUGCACCGAGUGCAUCCGCGUGGACAAGGACUGUGCCUACUGCACGGAUGAGAUGUUCAAGGAACGGCGCUGCAACACACAGGCGGAGCUGCUGGCCGCGGGCUGCCGGCAGGAGAGCGUGCUGGUUAUGGAGAGCAGCUUCGAGAUCACAGAGGAGACCCAGAUCGAUACCACCCUACGUCGCAGCCAGGUGUCCCCCCAGAGCCUGCGGGUGCGGCUGAGGCCGGGCGAGGAGCGACACUUUGAGCUAGAGGUAUUCGAGCCCCUGGAGAGCCCCGUGGACCUGUACAUCCUCAUGGACUUCUCCAACUCCAUGUCCGACGAUCUGGACAACCUCAAGCAGAUGGGGCAGAACUUGGCCCGGGUCCUGAGCCAGCUCACCAGUGACUACACUAUUGGAUUUGGCAAGUUUGUGGACAAAGUCAGCGUCCCUCAGACGGACAUGAGGCCGGAGAAGCUGAAGGAACCCUGGCCCAACAGUGACCCCCCCUUCUCCUUCAAGAAUGUCAUCAGCCUGACGGAAGAUGUGGAUGAAUUCCGGAAUAAACUGCAGGGAGAGCGGAUCUCAGGCAACCUGGAUGCUCCUGAAGGUGGCUUCGAUGCCAUCCUGCAGACGGCCGUGUGCACAAGGGACAUCGGCUGGCGCCCCGACAGCACCCAUCUGCUGGUGUUCUCCACCGAGUCAGCCUUCCACUAUGAGGCAGAUGGUGCCAACGUGCUGGCAGGCAUCAUGAGCCGCAAUGAUGAGAAGUGCCACCUGGACGCCACGGGCACCUACACCCAGUAUGGGAUGCAGGACUACCCGUCGGUGCCCACCCUAGUGCGCCUGCUCGGCAAGCACAACAUUAUCCCCAUCUUCGCAGUCACCAACUACUCCUACAGCUACUACGAGAAGCUUCGCACGUAUUUCCCGGUCUCCUCACUGGGGGUGCUGCAGGAGGACUCAUCCAACAUCGUGGAGCUGCUGGAGGAGGCCUUCAAUCGCAUUCGCUCCAACCUGGACAUCCGGGCCUUGGACAGCCCCCGAGGCCUACGGACAGAGGUCACCUCCAAGAUGUACCAAAAGACCAAGACUGGGUCCUUUCACAUCCGGCGGGGGGAAGUGGGCCUGUACCAAGUACAGCUGCGGGCCCUCGAGGACCUGGAUGGGACGCAUGUGUGCCUGCUGCCAGGAGAAGACCAGAAGGGCAAUAUCCACCUGAAGCCUUCCUUCUCCGACGGCCUCCAGAUGGAUGUGGGCAUCCUCUGCGACGUGUGCGCCUGCGAGCUGCAAAAAGAGGUACAGUCAGCUCGCUGCAACUUCAAUGGAGACUUCAUGUGUGGACACUGUGUGUGCAGUGAGGGCUGGAGCGGCAAGACCUGCAACUGCUCCACCGGCUCGCUGAGCGACACGCAGCCCUGCCUGCGGGAGGGCGAGGACAAGCCGUGCUCGGGCCAUGGCGAGUGCCAGUGUGGGCGCUGUGUGUGCUAUGGCGAAGGCCGCUACGAGGGUCAGUUCUGCGAGUACGACAACUUCCAGUGUCCACGCACGUCCGGGUUCCUCUGCAACGAUCGGGGACGCUGCUCCAUGGGCCAGUGUGUGUGUGAACCUGGUUGGACAGGCCCAGGCUGUGACUGUCCCCUCAGCAAUGCCACCUGCAUCGACAGCAAUGGGGGCAUCUGUAACGGGCGUGGCCACUGUGAGUGUGGCCGCUGCCACUGCAACCAGCAGUCGCUCUACACGGACACCAUCUGCGAGAUCAACUACUCAGCGAUCCGCCUGGGCCUCUGCGAGGACCUGCGCUCCUGCGUGCAGUGCCAGGCCUGGGGCACCGGGGAGAAGAAGGGGCGCACAUGUGAGGAGUGCAGCUUCAAGGUCAAGAUGGUGGACGAGCUUAAGAAAGCAGAGGAGGUGGUGGAGUACUGCUCCUUCCGGGAUGAGGAUGACGACUGCACCUACAGCUACACUGUGGAGGGCGAUGGCACCCCCGGCCCCAACAGCACCGUCCUGGUGCACAGGAAGAAGGACUGCCCACCCGGCUCCUUCUGGUGGCUCAUCCCUCUGCUCAUCCUCCUCCUGCCGCUCCUGGCACUGCUGCUGCUGCUCUGCUGGAAGUACUGUGCCUGCUGCAAGGUGAGCACUCUCAGGUCCCUGCGCCUUGCCCGCCUUUGCACCGAGAACCUGCUGAAGCCCGACACUCGAGAAUGUAACCAGCUGCGCCAGGAGGUGGAGGAGAAUCUGAACGAGGUGUACAGACAGAUCACAGGUGCACACAAGCUCCAGCAGACUAAGUUCCGGCAGCAGCCCAAUGCUGGGAAAAAGCAAGACCACACCAUUGUAGACACAGUGCUGAUGGCGCCCCGCUCAGCCAAGCAGGCCCUGCUGAAGCUGACAGAGAAGCAGGUGGAACAGGGGGCCUUCCAUGAGCUCAAGGUGGCCCCGGGCUACUACACCCUCACUGCAGACCAGGAUGCCCGGGGCAUGGUGGAGUUCCAGGAGGGUGUGGAGCUGGUGGAUGUGCGGGUGCCCCUCUUCAUCCGGCCUGAGGAUGAUGAUGAGAAACAGCUGCUGGUGGAAGCCAUUGAUGUGCCCGUGGGCACUGCCACCCUUGGCCGCCGCCUGGUAAACAUCACCAUCAUCAAGGAGCAAGCCAGCGGGGUGGUGUCCUUCGAGCAGCCGGAGUACUCCGUCAGCCGCAGUGACCAAGUGGCCCGCAUUCCCAUUAUCCGGCGCAUCCUGGACAAUGGCAAGUCCCAGGUCUCUUACCGCACGCAGGACAACACAGCACAGGGCAACCGGGACUACAUCCCCGUGGAGGGCGAGUUGCUGUUCCUCCCUGGGGAGAGCUGGAAAGAGCUGCAGGUGAAGCUCCUGGAGCUACAGGAGGUAGACUCUCUCCUGCGGGGCCGCCAGACCCGCCGCUUCCACAUCCAACUCAGCAACCCCAAGUUUGGGGCCCGCCUGGGCCAGCCCCACUCGGCCACUGUCAUCAUUGGGGACCGAGAUGAAGUAGACGGGAACUUCAAGAGUCAGACGCUGUCAUCCCCACCCCCCCGCGGUGACCUGGGCGCCCCACAGAACCCCAAUGCUAAGGCCGUCGGGUCCCGGAAGAUCCAUUUCAACUGGCUGCCCCCUCCUGGCAAGCCACUGGGGUACAGGGUGAAGUACUGGAUCCAGGGUGACUCCGAGUCCGAAGCCCACCUGCUCGACAGCAAGGUGCCCUCAGUGGAGCUCACCAACCUGUACCCGUAUUGUGACUAUGAGAUGAAGGUGUGCGCCUAUGGGGCGCAGGGUGAGGGUCCCUACAGUUCCCUGGUGUCCUGCCGCACCCACCAGGAAGUGCCCAGCGAGCCAGGGCGUCUGGCCUUCAAUGUCGUCUCCUCUACUGUGACCCAGCUGAGCUGGGCCGAGCCCGCUGAGACCAAUGGUGAGAUCACGGCCUACGAGGUCUGCUACGGCCUGGUCAACGAGGAAAACCGACCCAUUGGGCCCAUGAAGAAGGUGCUGGUGGACGGCCCCAAGAGGCGGAUGCUACUUAUUGAGAACCUGCGAGAAUCCCAGCCGUACCGCUACACGGUGAAGGCGCGCAAUGGGGCUGGAUGGGGGCCCGAGCGGGAGGCCAUCAUCAACCUGGCCACCCAGCCCAAGCGGCCCAUGUCCAUCCCCAUCAUCCCCGACAUCCCCAUCGUGGAUGCCCAGAGUGGGGAGGACUACGAAAGCUUCCUCAUGUACAGCGAUGAUGUUCUACGCUCCCCGGCCGGCAGCCAGAGGCCCAGCGUCUCUGAUGACACAGAGCACCUGGUGAAUGGCCGGAUGGACUUUGCCUUCCCGGGUAGUGCCAACUCCCUGCACAGGAUGACCACAGCCAAUACUGUCUACGGCACCCACCUGAGCCCACACCUGCCCCACCGCGUGCUGAGCACAUCCUCCACCCUCACACGGGACUACCACUCGCUGACCCGCACGGAACACUCGCACUCGGCCACGCUGCCCAGGGACUACUCCACCCUCACCUCCCUCUCCUCCCACGGCCUCCCUCCCAUCUGGGAAGACGGGAGGAGCAGGCUUCCACUGUCCUGGGCCCUGGGGCCUCGGAGUCGGGCUCAGAUGAAGGGGUUCCCCCCCUCCAGGGGCUCGCGAGACUCUAUAAUCCUGGCUGGGCAGCCAGCAGCGCCCUCCUGGGGCCCAGACUCCCGCUUGGCUGCAGGUGUGCCUGACACACCCACGCGCCUGGUGUUCUCUGCCCUGGGACCCACAUCUCUGAAAGUGAGCUGGCAGGAGCCACAGUGUGAACAGGUGCUGCAGGGCUACAGUGUGGACUACCAGCUGCUGAAUGGCGGUGAGCUGCGCAGGCUCAACAUCCCCAACCCCAGCCAGACUUCAGUGGUGGUGGAAGACCUCCUGCCCAACCACUCCUACGUGUUCCGCGUGCGGGCCCAGAGCCAGGAGGGUUGGGGCCGAGAGCGUGAGGGUGUCAUCACCAUUGAAUCACAGGUGCACCCGCACAGCCCGCUCUGCCCUCUGCCAGGCUCCGCCUUCACCUUGAGCACUCCCAGCGCCCCAGGCCCGCUGGUAUUCACUGCCCUGAGCCCAGACUCACUGCAGCUGAGCUGGGAGCGGCCGCGGAGGCCCAAUGGGGAGAUCCUCGGCUACCUAGUGACCUGCGAGAUGGCCCAAGGAGGAGGGCCAGCCACCACGUUCCGGGUGGAUGGAGACAACCCUGAGAGCCGGCUGACAGUGCCUGGCCUCAGCGAGAACGUGCCCUACAAGUUCAAGGUGCAGGCCAGGACCACCGAGGGCUUCGGGCCAGAACGUGAGGGCAUCAUCACCAUCGAGUCCCAGGAUGGAGGCCCCUUCCCGCAGCUGGGAGGCCACCCCGGGCUCUUCCAGCAUCCACUGCAAGGCGAGUAUAGCAGUGUCACCACCACCCAUGCCAGUACCACCGAGCCCUUCCUGCUGGAUGGACUGACCCUGGGGUCUCAGCACCUGGAGGCAGGUGGCUCCCUCACCCGGCAUGUGACCCAGGAGUUUGUGAGCCGGACGCUGACCACUAGUGGGACGCUCAGCACUCAGAUGGACCAACAGUUCUUCCAAACCUGACCCUCCCACCCCCACAGUGUCCUGGAACCUGGGCCCCCUCCUGGCCUCCCCUCUCCAGCAUCUCCUCAGCUACUCUAUCCUUGGACCCUUGGGGGCCCAGCUCACCCACAAUGCUGAUCACAGGGCCAGUGCCUCUGGCCACAGGGCUGGGGGUAGAUGUCCUCUGGGAGGCAUGAAGGGACAGAGGUCCCGGAAGGCCCUUCUGCCUUCCCCCCUACCCCUCAGACCCAAACCCAUUUAUAACCAAAGAGCUGGGACCAGCACGACAAAAGACCAAGUCUUUGUUUUGCACUUAAUAAAAGAUUUUGCUACUGCU